AUGGCGGCUAUGGUAUCUCGUGCUGUCCUGCUCAUCGGCGUCGUCCUCCAGCUGACGGCGCAGAUGUGCGGGUGCAUGGCGUACGUCGGCCGUGGCGACGGUUUCAGCGUGGAGCUCAUCCAUCGUGACUACUCCGUCAAGUCGCCGUUCUACGACCCGUCGCUCUCCCAGCAUGGCCGCAUGCUAGCAGCCGCGCGGCGUUCCACGGGGCGUGCCGCGGCACUGGCACGCUCGUACGCCACCGCCGGCAAUGGCUCUCCUGACGGCGGCGUGUCUGAGGUCAUCUCCAUCCCGCCGUACGACUUCCUCAUGUACAUCAACAUCGGGAUGCCGCCUACACGGAUGCUCGCCUUCGCCGACACCGGCAGCGACCUCCUGUGGGUCAAAUGCAGCAACGGCACCGCCGAUGAUCUUCCCAAAGCCACCGCCGGCUCCGGGGGACCGCCACCCACGGUCGUGUUCAACCCGUCCAACUCGUCGACGUUCGGCCGCGUGGACUGCCAGUCCGGCACGUGCAAGGCGUUCACCGGUACCGGCGUCUCCUGCGACGGUAAAUCCAACUGCAAGUACCUCUACUCCUACUUCGACGGCUCCCAGACUAGCGGCGUCCUCUCCACCGAGACCUUGACCUUCGACGACGCCCCAGGCGGCUGCAUCGGGUGCCGCCACCGUCAGCAGCUGCAAGUGGCCAGGUUCAACUUCGGCUGCUCCACGUCCACGAAAGGCUCGUUCACCGGUGAUGGCCUCGUUGGUCUCGGCGACGGAAACUUCUCCCUCGCCAACCAGCUCGGUGCCGCCACGUCGCUCGGCCGGAGGUUCUCCUACUGCCUCGUGCCGUCCUUCGUGAACACCCCGUCGACCCUCAACUUCGGCGCUCGGGCCGCCGUGACGGAGCCAGGCGCAGCAACCACGCUGCUGAUCCAUUCCGACGUCGACGCAUACCUCACAAUUGCGCUCGAGUCGGUCAGGAUCGGGGACAGGAGCUUCACCUUGGCGCAGCAGCCCCGCUUGGUGGUGGACACUGGUACCACGGUGACGUUACUUGACAAGGAGCUGCUGGACCCGAUGGUGGAGGAGCUGACCCGGAACAUCAAGCUCCGGCGGGUGAAGUCACCGGACGAGGAGAUGCCUAUUUGCUACGACGUGUCCGGGGUGGGGGAGACGGCGUUCGGGAAGAUCAUCCCGGAGGUGAAGCUGGGCCUGCGAGGCGGUGGGGUGGUGACGUUGAAGGCGGAGAACACAUUUGUGAUGCUGCACGAGGGGACGAUGUGCAUGGCGUUAAAGGAGGUCUCGAAGGAAGAUGGGGGCAUGGUCAUGGGGAACAUUGCCCAGCAGAACAUGCACAUCGGGAUCGACCUCGACAAGCGCACCGCCACCUUCGCCAACCUAGACUGUGCUACCUCCUAUCCCUGGCCCUCCCCUCCGGCCUCUCUGUAGCAGCUGCUUCUUUUAGUUUUAGGUGAGCAAAUGUGUUACUUUCCUCCAUGCAAAAAUAAUAAUAAAAUGUGUUACUUUCCUUGUGUAGUCGCAUAAAGAUGUUACACGUGCAAGAUAAAACUGCUUGCUAAACCAAUUCGAAUACUGCCUAGCUACAUUUCGUACUAUACAAACCAA
This is a messenger RNA of Hordeum vulgare subsp. vulgare (domesticated barley), 1614 nucleotides long. Its product is annotated as aspartic proteinase CDR1-like. The transcript has a single exon. Gene Ontology annotation, cellular component: extracellular region. Bases 1 to 1437 code for a protein of 478 amino acids. NCBI's taxonomy places the organism in Eukaryota, Viridiplantae, Streptophyta, Magnoliopsida, Poales, Poaceae. The record is from RefSeq and is a predicted model, not a curated record.